AACGCCGCACUUUUUCUUCACUUUAGUAUUAUUACUUUUGAGACGAGAUAUCAUGUUUAGCUAUGACAUGAGCUAACAAGGGUUCCUCUAGUGAUUCUGUAUUGGGGAUGAUUGUUAGCGAUUGUGUUUUUUUCUCCAUGUUUUGUGAAUUCAAUUUCUUCCAAUGUUAAGAUUUUGCCUAGAGUAUUACUAGUUUUAUAGGUUGUUGAUAAUGAAACAAAACUAUAUUAUCGAUGGUUAGUUAUUUCUUAAAUAACUUGUGUUUUUACAGUAGGAAGUUUUUACAGUAGGAUGGAUUAAAUGAGAAGAACUACAGUUGCUGUGUUCAAAAUUACAUGAGUACUGAAAGGAUAAUUAAAAUCUAAGGCUAGUUUCUUGAUUUAUGUCGGAAAACUACUGUUGUAAUUAAUAAGCUAUAAUGCUAACUUCCUUGUACAUUGGUGUGUAAGUAUACGAGGAUAUGUCUGUGGCUAGGUAGUUAAUAGCGGCAGAUAGUGCCGCGAUCGCGCUGGAUUAGAGCGAAGCGGCAGCAGUCUGUGACAGCGAAAGCAGGUGGGCGCAGAUUACGGGUGCGCCCACACAGAAGAGAUCGUGCUUGGAUGUAGCAGAGCGCAUCACGUUUUUUGUCGUGUUCUCUUCCGUGACAUUGAAGACAAGAGGAAAACUCCCAUUUACCCUUAAAAUUCCUUAAAAUUUAAAACAUGAGAGGGGUAUUUAGGGCUUUUCGCACUCGAACCCUAGUCUUAUUCUCUUCUCCACGUUCGAUGAUAACAUUUCUCUCCCUUCUCUCCCCUCUUCUACGAGCUUCCUUCUCUGCGUCCACAAGCUAUCAUCUUUCCUUCUGUGCUGAAGCGAAGAGUUGUUCGAUGGCAAACGAUACUUCUAGUUCGGAUUCCCAUCAUAAACGUCUUGGUCUUUUAAAAGAUCAAGUUCAUUUGGUUAAAAGGAAAGACUGUAAUCGCUAUGAGAUUGCUUCAAUACAAGAUCAUCUAUCAUUUGAGAAGGGGUUUUUUAUAGUAAUUCGCGCAUGCCAAUUGUUAGCCCAAAAGAAUGAUGGAAUAAUAUUGGUUGGGGUGGCAGGACCUUCAGGAGCAGGAAAGACUAUAUUUACUGAAAAGAUACUCAACUUCAUGCCCAGCAUUGCUGUCAUUUCAAUGGAUAAUUACAAUGAUGCUAGUCGAAUUGUUGAUGGAAACUUUGAUGAUCCACGCUUGACUGACUAUGACACAUUGCUCCAGAAUUUACAUGAUUUAAAGGAAGGAAAGACAGUCCAGGUUCCGAUAUAUGAUUUCAAGUCCAGCUCACGUAUAGGAUACAGGACUGUAGAAUCCCCGAGCUCCCGUAUUGUGAUUAUAGAGGGUAUCUAUGCCUUGAGUGAGAAGUUGCGGACUUUGCUGGACCUUCGAGUUUCUGUAACAGGUGGAGUUCACCUUGACCUUGUAAAGCGAGUGAUACGUGACAUACAACGUGCAGGCCAAGAACCUGAAGAAAUUAUUCAUCAAAUAUCUGAGACGGUAUAUCCAAUGUACAAGGCUUUUAUUGAGCCUGAUCUUAAGACGGCACAUAUAAAAAUCAGUAACAAAUUUAAUCCAUUUACUGGAUUCCAGAGCCCUACUUACAUAUUAAAGUCAGCAAGAAAUGUAGCAGUUGAUAAAAUUAAAGCUCUUCUCUCUGAUGAUUUUAAGGAAACAACCGAGCAAACUUAUGAUAUAUAUCUUCUACCUCCCGGUGAAGAUCCAGAAACUUGCCAAUCAUAUUUAAGGAUGCGAAACAAGGAUGGGAAAUACAGUCUCAUGUUUGAGGAAUGGGUGACAGACAGUCCCUUUGUCAUAUCACCAAGAAUUACUUUUGAGGUCAGUGUACGCCUCCUUGGUGGACUAAUGGCCUUGGGAUAUACGAUAGCUACUAUCCUCAAGAGAAACAGCCAUGUCUUAUCUGAUGAUAGGGUUUGUGUGAAACUAGAUUGGCUUGAGCAACUUAAUCGACAUUAUGUUCAGGUACAAGGGAGAGAUCGCUCAAUUUUGAAAGACAUUGGAGAUCAGUUGGGUCUCGAAGGUUCCUACAUUCCUCGUACAUACAUUGAGCAAAUUCAACUUGAAAGGCUUGUGAAUGAGGUUAUGGCCCUACCAGAAGAUUUGAAGACAAAACUCAGCCUGGAUGAGGAUUUGGUUUCAAGCCCCAAAGAAGCACUUUCUAGAGCCUCUGCUGACAGGAUUGCCAUGAGAAAUAAGAAUAUGACGAGAGGAUUGUCACAGUCAUAUACAAACCAAAGGGACAAAAAUGCAGCCAAAGUUAAUGGAUAUUUUACCAACAAUCGAAGGUUUGGUGAAAGAAGUUCAGAUUCUUCGACAACAGAAGUAAAUCAGGGAGCCAUUAGUCAGCUUUCAGAACAGAUUUCUGCCCUCAAUGAUAGAAUGGAUGAAUUUACAAUUCGUAUUGAAGAGCUUAAUUGCAAGCUAACCAUUAAAAAUAAUUCUCCAAGCCAACAAAAUCUGUCAGCUCAAGCUGAAGCUUGCAAUGGUUCUGCUCCUACGUCUUACUUCAUCAACAGUUUGGGCAAUGGUAGCAUAACUGGUUCCAAGAUGCAACAUUCCUCGUCUUCAUCGCAAUUAAAUAAGGAUUCUCCCUUAACGGAUGAGAUAUCAGGCAUUGCACGUGGCCAGCGUCAGAUUAUGCAUCAAAUGGACAAUCUUAAUAAUCUUCUCCGGGGUAGCUUAGUGGAGAAGUCUCAGCAAACAAGAACCAACCAGAAAAGCAUAAAUACAGAUUCAAAUUCCAAUACAGCUAGUGUUAUAGUGGUAGUAGCAGUUGGUUGUUUGGGGAUCUUCUUGAUGAAAGGUUUUUGGACCAGAAAGUGAUUCCAGACAUGCAAAUGACAAUUUUCCUUCUCUGUGACAACCCUUCUGGAAGGAAAGGAGUUGAAGCAUUCAUUUAAAAGACAGAAAAUGGAGACAAUUUUUUUUGGAUCAGUGAAAGGGUUAUACCCACUUGAAAUUUUGCAACUUAUGGGCUUUGUUAGCACAGUUUUAAGGCAUUUUUAACCUUCAAUUGUCUAGAAAUAGUCUUUUUUUAGAAUCUUGAUCA
Molecule: messenger RNA, 3084 nt
Organism: Trifolium pratense (red clover)
Lineage: Eukaryota; Viridiplantae; Streptophyta; Magnoliopsida; Fabales; Fabaceae
Product: inorganic pyrophosphatase TTM2
Exons: 12
Coding region: 702-2858 (718 amino acids)
Cellular component (GO): cytoplasm
Molecular function (GO): kinase activity; ATP binding
Source: RefSeq, a predicted model, not a curated record